ACCAGAAGCGAGGAAAGGACAUCAAAACCAAAAAGACAAUGAGGACUGUCACAGCUUUUGUUCUUCUAGCCUGUCUGAUUGCUUUAGGAGUGAACGGGCAGGACAGGUCCAAGGGCAGAUGUAUUUGUGCUGAUAUAGGAGUGAACAUUGUUUUAAGAAAGAACAUUGAGAAGGUUGAAAUCAUACCUCCAAGUGCAUCUUGCGAAAGACAGGAGAUUAUUGUCACUCUGAAAAACGGCGCAGGUCAGAAAUGUAUGAAUCCAGAGUCGAAAUUCACUAAAAAUAUCAUCCUGAGGACACUCGAAAAACAGGGCCAACAGUAGGACGCUCUCAACAUAAACUGCUCCAGAGAACUCAUACACUGUCUGAAUUUCAGCUGAAUUUAAGCUCAUUCAUUUCUUUUUCUGUAAAAAGGCCUUGGCUUAUUAUUAAUUGGAUAUAUAUAACAUAUUUUUUCACAUUUUUUAUUAGACUACUGAACAAUGUGUCAUAUGUACAGUCUUUUUACAAUUUGUUAAUGAUCGUAGUUGAUUCUAUUUUUUAUUGUCCCUUUACAAAGAACUGCUAAAUAAAGCUUCUAAUU
Molecule: messenger RNA, 583 nt
Organism: Triplophysa rosa
Lineage: Eukaryota; Metazoa; Chordata; Actinopteri; Cypriniformes; Nemacheilidae
Product: C-X-C motif chemokine 11-6-like
Exons: 4
Coding region: 39-323 (94 amino acids)
Biological process (GO): cellular response to lipopolysaccharide; neutrophil chemotaxis; chemokine-mediated signaling pathway
Cellular component (GO): extracellular region
Molecular function (GO): CXCR chemokine receptor binding; chemokine activity
Source: RefSeq, a predicted model, not a curated record